GUUAACAUUAACUAGUGAAAAGACAGUGACCAAAAAGUGGCCAACAUGGGUUGCGGCUCGUCGGGGCAAGUGGUGGCGCCGGAGGGUGGCAACCAGGUGGCUAAUGGCAAAGAGAAGGUGGCUAGUGGGAACGCGAAUGGGGCGAAUGGUGCCAACGGCCACCAUCACAAUGACGACUUGCCAACGCUGCUGCUGCCUGAUACUUCUGCUAAACCUAAACCACCCAUAGCAUAUGAAAUACCAAUCGAGGAGUUCGAUAGCACCCGCAAAGCGACUACCCCACCGCCACACCUGCAAAGGCUUCUGAAUCCUCCACCAGCUGACAUCAAACUACCAGAUAUCAGGGAGAAGUUGGCAGAAGCUGAGCAGAGAAGACUACAGAUCUUGCAGCAGCGGACAGCAUCAGCACAUAAAAGAGCACAAAGAAUGACGAAAUCUUCUGCGAUAACCAAGAGCGACUUUCAGGGAGCUGAGGAAAGCAAGCAUGGGCCUAACGUCCUCACGAUUUCUCCAGAAGCUGGUGUUUGCGAAGACAAGAACAUAUGA
Messenger RNA from Maniola jurtina (meadow brown), 546 nucleotides. RefSeq lists its product as uncharacterized. Lineage: Eukaryota; Metazoa; Arthropoda; Insecta; Lepidoptera; Nymphalidae. The record is from RefSeq and is a predicted model, not a curated record. The transcript is spliced from 4 exons. Bases 46 to 546 code for a protein of 166 amino acids.